AUGAGUGGGCACGAAUCCAGUAAUGAUAGCAACUCUCUGUGGAAUACGGAUGGGAAUGAAGUUGGCAAUUCCGAACAUGCCGCUAGGGCUAUAAACGAAGGUGCAGAUGAGGAGAGAAAGAAUGCUGGGAGCUCGGCGUCUGCAUCGGUUUCUCCGAUGACGAAAGCGAAUAGUAACAGCAGUCAUACCAGUGCGAAUAAUGACGGAAUCGAUAAGAAUAUCAGUAACAAUGGGAAUAGUAAUGGCGGUAGCAAUUCUGAUGGUGCCAAGGUAGAUGGAGAGAAUACCGACGUGAGUAAGAAUAACGAUAAUAACGAAAGUGAUAAUAACAAUAAUAAUAGUCAUAAUAAUAAUAAUAAUAACAACAACAACAACAACAGUAGUAAUAAUAGUAAUAACGGCAGUGGUAGUACGAAUGUCGAAGUAUCGGGUGGAGCCGCCGCUGGGAAUAGUAAUAGUAAUGUGGAGAAGGAUAGCAAUCAUAAUAACGAUAACCAUAGCAUGUUGAACUUCCAUGACGAUUACGCUGGCAUCCUGAAUAAUUUAACUAACGGCAAUAAUAGAGGGAACAUGCAGCCGCAGUCUCAGUCUCAGUCUCGACAAAACAAUGAUGGUGCUAAUACAGAUAAAAACAGCUCCGGUAUGGAUAAAGGGACGUUGGAUAUGUUGUUACAACAUUACCAAGAAUUGUUGAACAAAUCUAAUAGCGCAGCUAAUUCUCCACAGUUCGCUCCGUCUGUUGGACCAUCGAACACGACGCCGUCCCCAAACAUCUCCGCAAGGCCACAAGCUGCAGAAAAGCCCUGUGAUCACUGUAGGAGGAGGCAGAAUAAGUGUAUAAUGACGCCAGGCGCCCAAAACUGUGUACCUUGCGAUACAAAGGGUAUCAAGUGCACAUUUUCUGAAAUUCCCAGCGGAAAAACUGCAGCGGAUGUAUUACAGAAACAGAUGAGCAAACGUGAUAGAGUUGACGAGAAUAUUAAUGUUCACGAAUUGCUAAAACGGACCAAAUUCGGGAACGUUAAUUACAACAACAACAAUGAUGUUAGUCAUAAUGUUCCAAACGUUAAAACUAACGACAUGCCUUCUGAUAGCUCGCAAAACCUCCCGAUGCAAUUCUACAAUGACGCUAUUCAAAGUUGGCUCAAGUCCCAAUCAUCAUCUUCUGAACAACAACAACCAGCAUACCCAUAUCCUAGAAAUAUCUCAGAAUUUAACGACAGUGCUAACAACGGCAAUAACACUAAUAACUCGUCUCAAAAAGUCUCGCCUUCUUCUGUAUACGACUUCAAUCAGUUCUCAUAUGGACAAACGCCUAAUUUCCCUGUGAAUUCUAAUGAUCAAAAUUUCCAAAGCCAGAUUAACUAUGCCCAACCAGCUAUACAAUAUCCAAGAUCUUCUUACUUUGUUGGUCCCACAUCCAUUUUUGAUAUAAAUUUGAUAAACCAUAUGAAACUGGAUAAAAUAGAACAGGUUCAGUUAUCAAAGAAUUUAGCCUUGAGAAAAGUGUCACCAACAGCACAGUUCAUUUUAAGAGAUGAUUUUAACCAAGAGCUAUAUCUGAAACAAGAACACGAUAUUGACUUGGUGGAGAAAUUGGUUCAUCCACACGGAAAGAUUUUGGUGGAGAUUUUCUUCAAACUAAUACAUCCAUACUUCCCUAUCUUGCAUGAACGUGUGUUUUUGGAGAAAUAUUCUAGGUCAUACCGUGAAUUAACAGCUCCUAUCCUUGCAUCGAUAUAUUCCCUUGCGUUACAGUGGUGGGACUUCCAUCCUCAACUUAUCGGUUUCCCUAAACCUGAUGUAGUGAAGCAAUUGAACGAUAUCGCGUUGAAAACUUUCUAUGAAGUGUUUGAGAGACCCAAACUAAGUAUAGUCCAGGCUGGUUUGCUUAUCCUACACUGCCGUAGUGAGUGUCCAAAUAACUGGGUUUUGUGCUCCGAAAUUGUUGCACUGUCGGAAGAGUUGGGCCUUGGUGUUGAUUGUCAGGAUUGGAGGUUGCCUCGUUGGGAACGUGGCUUAAGAAGAAGACUAGCAUGGGCAGUAUGGUGUGUAGAUAAAUGGUGUGCAUUACUAGAAUCAAGACACUCUCAUCUAAUUCUUGGCAGAAAUUGGAUGGUGAAGCUUUUAACUGAAGAGGACUUCCCUGAUAAAUCUCCAAUAAUCAGCAGCAGUCAAAGAAAUAAACCAGCAUCCAAAAGGCCACUAAGCCCCAUCGGAAACUCUUCUAUCCUUGAUAUUUCACCAACUGAUGAGGACUUCAAUAACGGUAAGCUAUUGUUUAGACAGAUGGUUUCAUUAAGCAUUAUUUUGGGAGAAAUUAUGGAUACAUUUUAUACUAUUGGAGCAAUGAAAACUACAACUAAAAUAGAACAUGUUUUGAAACUUGCUAAACCGCUCCAAUUGAAGUUGAGAGAAUGGUACCACUCUCUACCACAUAGACUUUCUAUGAACAACUAUGCACCAGGUAAUUAUAAUAGCAAUGCCACUUUAACCUUAGCUUACUUCGCGGCAGAAAUCACAUUGCAUAGAAAGAUCAUAUCUACCUUAUCACCAGAAUCCCCUGAAGAACUAAUCCCUGUCUGUAGAACAGCAGCCAAAACAAGAUUGAUUGCCGCAAUUGAAUUCAUACGUGACUUGAAAACUGAGCACAUAAAUUCUUUUUGGUAUACCUGUUCAACCGGAAAUUUAGCGCUAAUAGGUACUUUUUCAGCACUAUUAUACGUGACAGCACCUACCAAGGAUGAAGCUUUGAUCUUUAGGGAUUGUUUGCGUAACUACGUCUGGAUCCUAAGAAUGUCUUCUAAGAGCUUUGAAAGAGCUGGAAAUGCGUUGGACAGAAUUCAUAUGUUGCUAACUCAAAUUCCGGGUUUGUUAACAGAUGAACCAGUGACUCAGCCAUUUGUUCCUCCAAAGUCACAGUCUCCAUAUAAUCCAUCGUCAAGUUACAACGCGCCACCGCCUCCUCCAUCAAAUCCUCAACCACCUCAACAAAACCAACAAGGUCACUCACAACAGCAGUUCUUCGGUUCAGGCCAGAGUCCAUAUUACAGCUCUCCUCAAGCCAACUUUGAAAUGUUGAAUAAUUCGAACUUCAAACAAUUGAAAAAUCUACCACCUGAAGUUUUACAAUCAUUGUCCAAUAUACAGUCAAAUAUGCCUAGUAUCCCUUCCGCUUCCUUUAGUGAGUUGAACGAAUUUCUAGAGAUGCGCUCAAAGACUCCAAAGCUACCAGUGUCUAACCAAACUUCGAAUUCUCUUCCACCUGAACCACUUUCUCAGGACAAAUCACCACACAGGAUAGGUCCUCUGGCUGUGAAUGAGAAAACAAAGUUGAGCAAAAAUCCAAUAACCCCAUCAAGUGCAACUGGAACAACUAACUCAAACACUAGCCCUGCUAAAUUUGACAAGCAGAACUCGCCAGAAAAUGAGAUCAAUACCCAGAUUGCCGGGCCUACCGACUUUAAGACAUAUAUGGAUGACAAGAAGAUUAAUUCUGUACGGGAAGAAAGUCACCAGUGA
This is a messenger RNA of Kluyveromyces marxianus DMKU3-1042, 3522 nucleotides long. RefSeq names its product Dal81p (gene DAL81). Gene Ontology annotation, cellular component: nucleus. The record is from RefSeq and is a predicted model, not a curated record. Bases 1 to 3522 code for a protein of 1173 amino acids. Gene Ontology annotation, molecular function: DNA-binding transcription factor activity, RNA polymerase II-specific; DNA binding; zinc ion binding. NCBI's taxonomy places the organism in Eukaryota, Fungi, Ascomycota, Saccharomycetes, Saccharomycetales, Saccharomycetaceae. Gene Ontology annotation, biological process: DNA-templated transcription. The transcript has a single exon.